AUGCGGAGAGUCAGAACGGCCAAGGUGGCGGUGGUUGAGCAACAGACCAUGGUUGGGGCCGGAGAAGCUAACGGAUCUGGAGGAUCGAAAGAGAUUAGGUUCCGAGGAGUGAGAAAGAGACCAUGGGGAAGAUUUGCAGCAGAGAUCAGAGACCCAUGGAAAAAAGCUAGGGUUUGGUUGGGGACUUUUGACUCGGCGGAGGACGCUGCUCGAGCCUACGACGCAGCUGCUCGUUCGCUUCGAGGUCCCAAGGCCAAGACCAACUUCCCCAUAACCACUCCUUUGAAUCCCUACCCUCAGUUUCAUCAAAACCCUAACGAUCCCUUCGUCGAUCACCGUUUGUUCUCUCAGAAUUACCCUCCAGAGCACCCGAUCGUCGCCCAGAGGCCCACCACUAGCAGUUUGAGUAGUACAGUUGAGUCGUUCAGUGGCCCCAGGCAGACUCAGCCGGUUGUGAUACCGUCCCGGAGAUACCCUCGGUCGCCGCCUUUGCUGCCAGACGAUUGCCACAGCGAUUGUGACUCGUCCUCGUCGGUGGUUGAUGAUGGAGACGGAGAUAUUGCUUCGUCAUCGGUUCGGAAACCCUUGCCUUUCGAUCUAAACUUACCUCCGUCGCUUGAUGAUGUUGACUCUGUGGGCGAUGAUCUUCACUGCACAAAUCUUUGUCUGUGA
Ilex paraguariensis (yerba mate) is the source of this 672-nucleotide messenger RNA. Lineage: Eukaryota; Viridiplantae; Streptophyta; Magnoliopsida; Aquifoliales; Aquifoliaceae. The record is from the annotation of a GenBank genome assembly.